AUGACCACCUCUGCGCCCGUCACAAAGGUGACCAACGUCGCCAACGCUCUUGUCCCCGACCAGGAGAAAGCCAGGCCUCACCAUGUCGUCAAGAAUGGACGCAUAACCGGGUUCAAGAACCCCUAUCCCAGCUACAGGCCACUCGAGCCCAUGAAGCACAUCUUCAUUCCUAUUCUCACCGGCAAGAUGAAGUUCCCAACCGUCCCUGACCCGCUGCCCAUUCCUCUGGUCAAACCAACCUUCCUCCCCAGCCGUGACACCCCCAAACUCAGGGCCACUUGGCUGGGCCACGCCGCCUACUACGUCGAGUUCCCCUCUGGCCUGCGCGUCCUCUUCGACCCCGUCUUUGAAAAGUCAUGCUCGCCCUUCCCUCUCGAUCUCUUCUCCAACAAGCGCAUCACGCCCGCGCCCGCCUCAGCGGCAGACUUGCCCUACGUUGACGCCGUGGUCAUCAGCCACUCGCACUACGACCACCUGUCGCACCCCACAUCGCUUGAAGUCCAGAAGCAUUUCCCCCAUGCGCAUUUUUUCGUCCCUCUCGGUCUCGAAAAGUGGUUUCGCAGCUCAGGGACCGCAAACGUCACGGAGAUGGACUGGUGGGAGGACGUCAAUGUCCACAUCACCGUCCCGCAGGUCAACAACGACGAGAGCAGCUCACAAAAGCCCUUGACGGCGACAUUCUCGUGUCUCCCCGCGCAGCACACCUCCGCCCGCACGCCGUUCGACAGGGACACCACCCUCUGGGCCUCGUGGGCUGUCUCGUCCGGUGGGAGCAGCGUGUUCUUCGGCGGCGACACGGGAUACCGCGCCGUGCCUGGGCACUCUGUCGAUGAGGACGAUUACUCGCCCACGCACGACCAUCUCCCGCGGAACCCGCAGUUCAAGAUGAUCGGAUACCACAAGGGGCCCUUUGAUCUGGGGCUGAUCCCCAUUGGCGCGUACAGUCCUCGCGCGUCGUUCAGCCCGGUACACGCGAAUCCAUACGAUGCCGUGGAGAUUUUUCUUGACACGGCAUGUAAGCGCGCCAUUGGUAUUCACUGGGGCACGUGGCUGCUGACGACGGAGCCGGUGAUGGAGCCGCCCGAGCUGUUGCGCAAGGCUUUGGCGAGACGAGAGGUGCCCGAAGAGGGCGUGUUUGACGUCUGUGGGCUGGGUGAGAGCAGGGAGUUUUGA
Molecule: messenger RNA, 1173 nt
Organism: Emericellopsis cladophorae
Lineage: Eukaryota; Fungi; Ascomycota; Sordariomycetes; Hypocreales; Bionectriaceae
Product: putative NAPE-hydrolyzing phospholipase D
Exons: 2
Coding region: 1-1173 (390 amino acids)
Biological process (GO): N-acylphosphatidylethanolamine metabolic process; N-acylethanolamine metabolic process
Cellular component (GO): membrane-bounded organelle; cytoplasm
Molecular function (GO): N-acylphosphatidylethanolamine-specific phospholipase D activity
Source: RefSeq, a predicted model, not a curated record